ACCCGAAUGCAUUGUUCUAGAGAAAACAACAUGGCGAAAAUUUUUUUGUAGGUGUGUUCCAUCUUUAUACGUCGUUGUACUCUUAUAAUAUUGGGAAAGGUUGUCAUAUAUGAAUCAAUAAUGUCAGAUAGGAAAGCAGAAUUAGAAAGGAAACGUAAAAAACUUGAGGAAAUCAGGCGAAAUAGAGAAAAUAGAAUUGAAGCUGGUAAAGCUGGUAAACAAACUAAGGAAAGUUCACAGGUUGGAUCUGAUCUUGAUAGCAAAAGAUAUGAGGUUGAUCAACUUUUAGACGGUAUUGAUUUCAGUGGCAUCAAAUCCACAAUAACAUCUAAGAGCUCACCACAGAAACCUGUUGAUGUAUCACAUUCCCCUCAAUCUGUGCCAUCAGAAUCUCCUAACAGAUCUUUCUUGCGACCAGUGAAACUUUCAGUUUCAACAUUGAAUCAAACAAACAUCCCUCCUAAAGAAAUUGUGUCAUAUAACAAAGAAACCCAGACUCCUGUAGCACAGAAAACAACAGAUUCAGAUGAGGAACGAACACCUUCUGAAGUUAAUAAAAUCGAAAACACUGAAGAAAAAACUCAAGAGCCUUCUAAGGAAGAAGUUGAAGAAGUUGUCAAGGAUAAAGCUCCUGCUGUUGUAGAGUUGUCCGAUGAGCAAAAAGAGAAAAUUCUGUCUUCGGCAGAUUUUCAAAGUUUUCUUGAUCGAGCGAGUCGCAUUAUUGAGCGUGCAAUAUUUGAAAAAGAUGUGACAUUUGAUUAUGGUCAAACUGAAGAUGUUGAAGGGGACAAUCAAAUGUUUGAUAACAUUGCCGUAAAUCGCGAGUUUUACGAUGAGAAAUGGUCGAGAAACCGCGUUGUUACCAGUUUGGACUGGUCGACACAGUAUCCUGAACUACUUGUCUCGUCCUAUUAUAAAAAUGAAGAUGCACCACGUGAGCCUGAUGGUGUAGCUUUGAUUUGGAAUAUCAACUAUAAGAAGACGACACCUGAAUACAUUUUCCAUUGUCAGUCUGGUGUCAUGACUACAAUGUUUGCACGAUUUCAUCCAAACUUAAUUGUUGGUGGAACAUAUUCUGGUCAGAUCGUGUUAUGGGACAAUCGCAGCAACAAACAAACUCCUGUUCAACGGACACCACUCUCAGCUAAAGCUCACACGCAUCCUGUUUACUGCGUGAAUGUUGUUGGUACGCAAAAUGCCCAUAAUCUUAUUAGUGUCUCAACCAAUGGUAAAAUGUGCUCUUGGAGCUUAGAAAUGCUUUCACAGCCACAGGAAUCUAUUGAACUUCACGAUAAGACUUCAAAAUCAAUAGCAGUGACGAGUAUGUCGUUUCUCGCCGGUGAUGUUAAUAAUUUUGUCGUUGGCAGUGAAGAUGGUAUGGUUUACACAGCAUGUCGUCAUGGAAGUAAAACUGGAAUUAUCGACAGUUUUGAAGGAAACCAAACGGGACAUGGAAGUCAAGGUCAUCAAGGACCUAUUACUGGAGUGGACACACAUUCAGCUUUUGGACAGAUUGACUUCUCUCAGCUUUUUGUGACGUCAUCCUUUGACUGGACUGUAAAACUAUGGAGUCAUCGGAGCAAACAGCCUCUGUAUUCAUUUGAGAACAGCGGGGAUUAUGUAUACGAUGUUCAAUGGUCUCCUAUACAUCCAGCUGUGUUUGCGACUGUCAAUGGUGUUGGUAGAUUGGAUCUUUGGAAUUUAAAUAACGAUACUGAGAUACCAACGGCGAGUACAACUACAGAAGGUUCGGGCUCAUUUAGUCGUUGUCGUUGGACUCAAAAUGGAAAUCAUAUUGUGACUGGAAAUGAUGAUGGACGCGUCUUUUUCUUUGACGUUGGAGAGCAACUUGCAACUCCACGUAAUGACGAAUGGAACCGUUUAAAACGUACUUUAUACGACCUGGAAAGUAGUCAAGUUAGCAAGCAACCUACUGAUGUCACAACGCCUUUUUCUAGACUUAUGUCAUCUUAAAAGAUUCUGUAACAGUAUAGUUCAGGCAGGCAGACAGUCAAUGCACUAAACACUGGCUGAACAAUUAAAUGUUUGAGUGCUAUUACAUGCUUAUGAAAAUAAUAUGUUAAUUAAGCGUGUUCAUUUGAUUGUGCAUUUAUUUGCCUUUAUGGUAUAGAAAUCUGUAUAGAUAGAAUGUAAUCUUAAGAGCAAACGUCUUCCAUGACAACAAAAUGCAGAUAUGUUUGUAUUUGCUGUAUUUGGUAUCAGUGACAAAUGAAUAGAUAAUUUUAACAAUGGUGUA
Xenia sp. Carnegie-2017 is the source of this 2257-nucleotide messenger RNA. Its product is annotated as cytoplasmic dynein 1 intermediate chain 2-like. Gene Ontology annotation, biological process: transport along microtubule. NCBI's taxonomy places the organism in Eukaryota, Metazoa, Cnidaria, Anthozoa, Malacalcyonacea, Xeniidae. Gene Ontology annotation, molecular function: dynein heavy chain binding; dynein light chain binding. Gene Ontology annotation, cellular component: cytoplasmic dynein complex. The record is from RefSeq and is a predicted model, not a curated record. Bases 121 to 1974 code for a protein of 617 amino acids. The transcript has 16 exons.